UUCACAAUGACCCAUCCACAGAGGCCUGCUAAGAAUAUCUCCGCCUUCAAUCUCGCGCUCAGCUCGCCUUCUAUUUCGAGACACUCACCUCUCCGGCAAGCCUCUUCGUUCUGUUCUAUCUCAUUUUUCUUCAUUUUAUUUAAUUUUCCCCCAUUUUUUUUGUUUGAUAUAAAAAGCGACAAAAUUCCCGAUCAAAAUUCCAGAAAAGGUACAAUCUAUCAUUAAUGCCGUCUCUUUCUACGUACAUGGUAUAAUUUUUGGUAAAUGAUUUUGAUGAAGAUUAUAUUAGGUUAGGCAUUAGAGAUAAUAGAAUGGAAGAUAAGGACCCGAAUGAGCAUGGUAAAAGUCAUGGUAAAGAGGUAGAAUCAUAUAGAGAAGGCCUUGAGAGGGGUGAAAGAGUAGGGGUACUCGAGAGAGAAAAUGUUGUGCAAAAUAAUGUUGUUUCACAUGGAGGUGAGUCUGCAGGAUCAGUUUUAAAUGAUGAUAUGUUUGAACAUGUUUCAUUGAAAGAUCAUGACAAAAGUGUGGCUGAAUUUAAUCAAUCUCAGUCUCCAAGAUCUGAUACUCUGAGACAUUCAUCACGUGGGAGUGAGGGUAACUUCGAAUUUUCAUUUGGAAAAGUUCAAUCUGGGAGUAAUUCUCCUCCAGAUGCUGAGUCAUACCAUGAAUGCCAUUUCUCAGGCCCUGGGCUUGAGAGACUAUCUCCUUCUGGUGAUGACAAUAGACCAUCAUUUUCUUCUCUUGAUGCUGCAAUAUAUGAUUAUGCAUAUGGGGAUGCUGGAAACUCCCCUUCAGACUCCCCACAAAAGCCAAAGCAGAAACAGGUUGUGCCAAAUGUGUCACCCGAGCUCUUGCAUUUAGUAGAUUCUGCUAUCAUGGGAAAGCCUGAAAGCUUGGAUAAGCUGAAGAAUAUUGUGAGUGGUGUUGAAAGUUAUGGGAAUGGAGAGGAUGCCGAUGCUAUUGCAUUCUUGGUAAUUGAUUCACUUCUUGCCACGAUGGGAGGCGUUGAGUCUUUUGAAGAGGAGGAUACUAAUCCACCCAGUGUGAUGUUGAACUCUAGGGCUGCCAUUGUAGCAGCUGAGCUCAUUCCUUGGCUUUCUUCAAUUGGGGACAUUGCGGGUCUUAUGUCUCCAAGAACUAGGAUGGUGAGAGGGUUACUUGCUAUUUUGCGUGCUUGCACUCGAAAUCGUGCCAUGUGCUCUGCAGCUGGUCUAUUAGCAGUCCUUCUGUGUUCAGCUGAGAAGAUUUUCCUUCAUGAUAGUUCUAAAACAGAGCAAUCAAGAUGGGAUGGAACUCCUUUAUGCUAUUGCAUUCAGUACUUAGCUGGGCAUUCUCUUAGUUUAAGUGAUCUGCAUAGAUGGUUUGAAGUAAUAACAAGAACAAUUGCCACGGAAUGGGCUUCUCACUUGAUGCUUUCUUUGGAGAAGGCCAUGGCUGGGAAAGAGUCAACAGGUCCGGUAUGUACCUUUGAGUUUGAUGGGGAAAGUUCUGGUUUGCUUGGUCCAGGGGAGAACCGCUGGCCUUUCACCAAUGGAUAUGCAUUUGCUACAUGGAUCUACAUUGAGUCAUUUGGUGACACUUUGAAUUCAGCAACUGUUGCUGCUGCUGUUGCUGCAGCUGCCACAUCAGGGAAAUCAUCUGCUAUGUCUGUUGCUGCCGCCGCCAGUGCACUUUCUGGUGAAAGCACAGCUCACAUGCCAAGGCUGUUCAGCUUUUUAUCUGCUGAUAAUCAAGGGAUGGAAGCAUACUUCCAUGCACAGUUCUUGGUGGUUGAAUAUAGCAGUGGGAAAGGAAGGAAAGCCUCUUUUCAUUUUACUCAUGCAUUCAAGCCUCAGUGUUGGUAUUUUCUUGGCCUUGAACAGACUUGUAAGCAAGGGCUCCUUGGAAAAGCUGAGAGUGAGCUAAGGCUAUAUAUAGAUGGAUCCUUGUAUGAAAGUCGUCCAUUUGAUUUCCCUCGAAUCUCAAAGCCGCUUGCAUUUUGCUGUAUUGGGACUAACCCUCCUCCAACCAUGGCUGCUUUACAACGGCGCCGCCGCCAGUGCCCUUUAUUUGCUGAGCUGGGUCCUAUAUAUAUUUUCAAAGAACCUAUUGGACCAGAGAGAAUGGCACGUUUGUCUUCAAGAGGUGGGGAUGUGCUCCCUUCCUUUGGUCAUGGACUGGCAGAGGAAAGUUCUCUUUUGGAUGAAGAAAUUGGAGGAUGCCUUCAUCUCCUUUAUCAUCCUAGCUUGCUUACUGGGCGUUACUGUUCAGAUGCUUCCCCAUCCAGUGCAUUAGGUAUGCAUCAAAGACCUGCAGAGGUUCUUGGACAAGUUCACGUUGCUACAAGAAUGCGUCCUGCUGAAACUCUAUGGGCCUUGGCCUAUGGAGGUCCCAUGUCAUUACUUCCUCUGGCAAUAAGCAAUGUGCAUGAGAAUAGCUUGGAACCUCAGCAAGGUGACCUUUCUUUGUCUCUGGCCACUACUGCUAUAGCUGCUCCUAUUUUCAGAAUUAUCUCUUUGGCUAUUCAAUAUCGUGGAAAUAAUGAAGAAUUGAGUCGUAGAAGAGGACCUGAAGUCUUGUCAAGAAUCUUAAACUACCUUUUACGAACUUUAUCUUCACUUGAUGAUGUGAAGCGUGAUGGAGUAGGGGAUGAGGAGCUCAUUGCUGCAGUUGUCUCCUUAUGCCAAUCUCAGAUAAAUAAUUACAAUCUCAAGGUGCAGCUUUUCAGUAUGCUGCUGCUGGAUCUGAAGAUUUGGAGCUUAUGCAGUUAUGGGUUACAGAAGAAGUUUUUGUCUUUCCUCGCAGAUAUGGUCUUCACGGAGUUAUCAGUUAUGCGUGAUGCUAAUGCUAUUCAGAUGCUUCUAGAUGGCUGCAGGAGAUGCUAUUGGACUAUUCAUGAAAGUGAUUCUGUUAAUACAUUUUCCAUACUUGAGGAAAAACGUCCUGUUGGGGAAGUCAAUGCUUUGGUUGAUGAACUCUUGGUUGUUAUUGAACUUCUACUUGUGGCUUCUCCUCCUUCAUUUGCCUCUGAUGAUGUCCAUUGUUUGCUUGGUUUUAUGGUAGACUGCCCUCAACCAAAUCAGGUUGCCCGGGUCCUACAUCUCAUUCAUAGGUUGGUUGUGCAACCAAAUACUUCCAGGGCUCAGUCAUUUGCUGAAGCAUUUCUAUCGCGUGGUGGUAUAGAGACACUUCUUGUCCUAUUGCAACGGGAAGCAAAGGCUGGAGAUCAUAAUGAUUUGGACUCUUCUGUUCAGAAUGAUACCACUUUCUCAACCCAGAAAACAGAUCUAGAUAGUCAAGACCAGGCUUCAGAAGGUAGUCAAGUAGGCAAUGCUGGAGGCAUGAGAGGAGAAGACAGUUUACACGAAAGGACAUCUGAAUCUGAGCAUCUUAACAAUUCAAGCCCCACUUUCCAAACUAGGUCUAAUAUUGGAAAGGCGCAGUCAUUCAGUGAAAAUGCUUUUUCAAAGACCUUGGGUGGUAUAAGCUUUCUAAUAAGUGCAGAAAAUGCAAGGAAUAAUGUAUAUAAUGUUGAUAGGUGUGAUGGUAUUGUGUUAGGGAUUAUCAACCUCUUAGGUGCUUUAGUUUCAUCAGGAUAUCUCAAAUUUGAUACGCAUGCACCUCCAGAUGUGACAAACAACCUACUAGGUUUGCUUGAGGGAGGAGGCACUAUGUUUGAUGAUAAGGUUUCCCUUCUACUUUUUGCUAUACAAAUGGCUUUCCAAGCAGCACCAAAUAGGCUUAUGACUAGCAGUGCGUACACAGCUUUAUUGGGAGCCUCGCUAAAUGCUUCUUCGACUGAUGAAGGAUUAAACUUUUAUGACUCUUCACACCGAUUUCAGCAUACACAACUUUUGCUGAUUCUCUUACGUUCACUUCCAUAUGCACCAAAGAUUUUGCAAGGUCGAGCACUACAGGAUCUUUUGAUUUUGGCUUGCAGUCAUGCUGUAAACAGAAACAGUCUGACCAAGAUGGAUGAAUGGCCUGAAUGGAUUUUGGAGAUCCUUAUAUCAAAUCAUGAGACAGGAGGGGGUAAGAAUUCUUCAUCCAGCUUGAGAGAUGUUGAAGAUGCUAUACACAAUUUUUUGAUAAUUAUGUUGGAGCAUUCAAUGCGCCAGAAGGAUGGAUGGCAGGAUAUUGAAGCUACAAUUCAUUGUGCAGAAUGGCUUUGUAUGGUGGGUGGUUCUAGCACUGGAGACCAAAGAACCAGACGGGAAGAAUCAUUACCAAUUUUCAAAAGAAGGCUGUUGGGAGGCUUGCUGGACUUUGCUGCAAGAGAAUUGCAGGUUCAGACUGAACUUAUUGCUGCGGCAGCUGCUGGUGUAGCAGCGGAAGGGUUGUCACCUAAGAAUGCUAAAGCUGCAUCAGAGAAUGCUGCCCAACUUUCAGUUAUCUUGAUUGAGAAUGCAAUUGUGAUUUUGAUGCUUGUUGAGGAUCAUUUAAGGCUGCAAAGCAAACUUUACUGUUCCUCACGUUUUCCUGCUGGUUCUGUUACUCCCCUUUCAGUUGUUUUGCCUGUUGGUAAUCGCUCUGCAGCUGCAGCUAGUGGAGAGCCCUCAGAAUCUAUAGCAGACAGUAAUUCAUCAACUACUGAUACUGGAGUUGUCUCAGUUCUUGCUUCAAUGUCUGAUACAAAUGGGCAAGUUUCUGCAUCCUUGAUGGAUCAGCUUACUGCAGCAGCAGCUGCUGAACCUUAUCAAUCAGUUUCUUAUGCAUUUGUAUCAUAUGGAAGCUGUGUUGUAGAUUUGGCUGAGGGGUGGAAGUACAGGAGUCGAUUAUGGUAUGGAGUUGGCUUACCCUCAAAUGCUACAACAUUUGGUGGUGGUGGUAGUUCUUGGGAAACUUGGAAGUCUGCAUUGGAAAAAGACUGUAAUGGAGAUUGGGUUGAACUCCCCUUGAUAAAAAAGUCAGUUGCGAUGCUUGAGGCCCUGUUAUUAGAUGAGUCUGGACUUGGUGGGGGUCUUGGUGUUGGAGGAGCAUCUGGUACUGGAAUGGGAGGCAUGGCAGCACUAUACCAGUUGUUAGACAGUGACCAACCAUUUUUAUGUAUGCUGCGAAUGGUACUUCUUUCAUUGAGGGAAGAAGAUGAUGGCGAGGAUCACAUGCUGCGGAGGCAUGUAAAUGCUGAUGAUGGGUCAUCAGAGGGUUUACAUAAAAAGACUAGCAGUACUGCAUCUUUUGAUGCCAAUGCUUUUAACUUGUCAAGAAAACCACGAUCUUCAUUGUUGUGGAGUGUGCUUUCACCUGUGUUAAACAUGCCAAUAUCUGAAUCCAAGAGGCAAAGAGUUUUGGUUGCAUCAUGUGUUCUAUAUUCUGAGGUGUGGCAUGCAGUUGGUAGGGGCCAACGUCCUCUGCGGAAACAUUAUCUGGAGGAUAUUUUACCUCCAUUUGUUGCUGUUCUAAGGAGGUGGAGACCCCUUUUGGCUGGAAUUCAUGAACUUGCUACUGUAGAUGGUCUGAAUCCUCUUGUUGUUGAUGACCGUGCACUGUCUGCAGAGGCCUUGCCAAUAGAGUCUGCUCUUGCCAUGAUCUCCCCAAGCUGGGCUGCUGCUUUUGCAUCUCCACCUGCUGCAAUGGCAUUGGCAAUGAUUGCCGCUGGUGCUGGUGGAGGGGAAACUCCUCCUCCUGCACCACCUACUCAUCUUAGACGUGAUUCAUCAUUGCUUGAGCGGAAAACAGCUAAGCUUCAUACCUUUUCAAGCUUUCAAAAACCUUUGGAAGGAUCUAGCAAAUCUUCAGCUCUUCCAAAGGACAAAGCUGCUGCAAAAGCAGCUGCACUGGCUGCUGCUCGAGAUCUUGAACGCAAUGCAAAGAUUGGUUCAGGAAGAGGCCUUAGUGCAGUGGCUAUGGCUACCUCUGCACAGAGGAGGAGUAAGAGUGACACGGAGCGUGUGAAGAGAUGGAAUGUUUCUGAAGCCAUGGGAACUGCGUGGAUGGAAUGUUUGCAGACAGUUGAUAGUAAAUCAGUCUACGGGAAAGAUUUUAAUGCCCUAUCCUACAAAUUCAUUGCCGUCUUGGUUGGAAGUUUAGCUUUAGCUAGAAACAUGCAACGAUCUGAGGUUGAAAGGCGCACACAAGCUGAUGUAAUAGCUCAGCAUCGCUUGUACUGUGGAAUACGCGAGUGGCGAAAGCUUAUCCACAGUUUGAUAGAGAUUAAAUGUCUUUUUGGCCCGUUGGGUUAUCGUCUAAACAAUUCCCAGCAUGUUUUCUGGAAGCUAGACAACAUGGAAACUUCUUCAAGGAUGAGAAGAUGUUUGAGAAGAAACCACCGAUGCUCAGAUCAUUAUGGUGCCGCUGCAAAUUAUGGUCGAAUUGGGCCAAAGUUAGAGGAAGUUAAUCUCAUUAGUUCAUCUAAAGCCUCUCUUUUAAUAAAAGAAGCUAUCUUGAUGGAGGAAGCAGAUGAAGAUUAUGAGGAGACCUUACGUUUAGAGUGUGAAUUAGAUGAAACACACCACCAUGGGGAGAUUCAGAACAGAACAAUGACGACUGCUGAGCAGUCACUGCAGGCAUCUUCAGUAUCCCGAGAUCUUCCAGAUGACGCUAAUCCAGACCCAGAGAUGAUGUGGAGCCCACCAGCAGUUGCCCUUGGUUAUGUUUCUAGUGAACAGGAUGAAAGAAUUAUCCUUGAGCUUCCAUCAUCAAUGGUCAGGCCUUUGAAGAUUUUAAGAGGAACACUUCAAAUUACAACAAGAAGAAUCAAUUUUAUCAUUGAUAAUGCUGAGUGCAAUAUUCUUGACCACAUAACUAAGGAUAGGGUACAAGAAAAGGAUCGAAGCUGGCCAAUCUCUUACCUUCGUGAGAUAUAUAGCAGAAGGUACCUUUUGAGGAGAAGUGCAUUGGAAUUAUUUAUGAUUGACCGGUCAAACUUCUUCUUUGAUUUUGGGAAUUCAGAGGCAAGAAGAAAUGCAUAUCAAGCUAUUGUGCAAACUCGUCCUCCUCACUUGAAUAAUAUUUACCUGGCAACUCAGAGACCUGACGAACUCUUAAUAAGAACACAACUCAUGGAACAGUGGGCUCGGCGGGAGAUUAGCAACUUUGAAUAUUUAAUGCAACUUAACACAUUGGCUGGACGCAGUUAUAAUGACAUUACACAGUAUCAUGUUUUUCCAUGGGUUCUAUCUGAUUACAGUUCGAGCACCUUGGAUCUUACCAAUCCUGCUUCUUACCGGGACCUUUCAAAGCCUGUUGGCGCACUAAAAGCUAAUAGACUAAAGAGUUCUGAUGAAGCUGUCCAUUAUGGCUCGCAUUAUUCGAGUGUUGGAUCAGUACUGUAUUAUCUCAUCAGGGUGGAACCCUUUACUACUUUAUCAAUUCAGCUACAAGUUGGCAAAUUUGAUCAUGCAGACACAAUGUUUUCAGAUAUUGCUGCUACAUGGAAAGGAGUUCUUGAGGACAUUACUGAUGUCAAGGAAUUGGUCCCGGAGCUAUUUUAUCUUCCAGAGGCACUCACCAAGCAGAAUUAUGUUAAUUUUGGUGCAACACAAUUAGGAGAAAAGCUUGACACUGUACGACUUCCUCCUUGGGCUGAAAACCCUGUUGAUUUCAUACAUAAGCAUCGGAUGGCACUUGAGAGUGAGCAUGUCUCAGCACAUUUGCAUGAAUGGAUCGAUCUCAUAUUUGGGUAUAAGCAACGUGGUAAAGAAGCUAUUUUGGCAAACAAUGUUUUCUUCUAUGCCACCUACGAAGGGACUGUGGAUAUUGACAAAAUAUCAGACCCAAUCCAACAGCGUGCUAUACAAGAUCAGAUUGCUUAUUUUGGUCAAACACCGUCACAACUUCUGAACUCCCCUCACAUGAAAAGAAUGCCACUAAGAGAUGUUCUUCAUGUACAGACUAUAUUCAGGAAUCCCACUGUUGUUAAGCCAUAUGCUGUUCCUCACCCUGAACGCUGCAACCUACCUGCUGCUGCAAUCCAUGCAUCUUCAGAGUCUCUUGUAAUUGUUGAUAUAAAUGCUCCAGCUGCACAUGUAGCACAAUAUAAAUGGCAACCAAACACACCUGAUGGUCAGGGCGCACCUUUUGUUUUUCAACAUGGAAAAUCCUGUUCCAGUCCUGCCAGUGGAACACUCAAGCGAAUGUUCAAGGGGCCAGCUGACUCUGGCCAAGAAGAUUUGCAUUUUCCCCAGACCCUGGCGUUCCCAGCUUCUGGAAUUAGAAGCUCUGCCACAGUUUCCAUUACUGUUGACCAGGACAUCAUCACUGGUGGGCAUGCUGAUAACAGUGUCAGGCUGAUAUCAGCAGAUACGGCUAAGACUUUGGAAAUAGCAAGGUGGCAUUGUGCUCCUGUAACAUGCCUGGCUACUUCUCCUGAUAGCAAGUAUCUUGUGACAGGAUCUCGAGAUGCAACAGUUUUACUUUGGAGAAUAUAUAGGGCGUCAACAUCAUACUCAGUUAGCACAUCAAGGGUUUCCUCUGACUCUAGUACAACACCUACUGCUGAUAAUAUGACAGCAAAAAGCCCUUUUGACAGAAGGAGGCAUCGAAUUGAGGGUCCCAUACAUGUGCUAAGGGGCCAUUUUGGAGAAAUAUCAUGCUGCUGCAUCAGUACAGAUGUAGGAAUUGUUGUCUCAUGUUCCAACUCAUCAGAUGUCCUGUUGCAUUCAAUAAAAAAGGGCAGAUUAGUCAGAAGACUAGUUUCUGUGGAGGCUCAUGCUGUCUGCCUGUCAUCUAAUGGGAUUAUACUGGCUUGGAACAGAUCUCUUAAAACUCUUAGCACCUUUAAUCUUAAUGGAAUUCUUAUUGCUAGGACAAAUCUUUCUAUCUCCUGUACUGUUGGCUGUAUGGAGGUUUCUGCUGAUGGACAGAAUGCUUUAAUUGGAUUGAACCCAUCUUUGAAUGAUAAUGAUGGAUUUCCUGACAGUAUCAAGUCGCCAAAGUUCGCAACACCAGGGAUAGAAUGUUUUAAUGACGACAAACAUGACACUAAUGAGGGAAAUACACUGGAUAUUUCUCUUCCUUCAAUAUGCUUCAUUGAUCUUUAUAGUCUAAAGGUCUUUUACAUCAAGAAGCUUGCUGCCGGGCAAGAUAUUACAGCUAUGGCUCUGAACAAGGACAACACAAACCUUUUGGUAUCUACUGCUGACAGACAGUUGAUAAUCUUCACAGAUCCUGCUUUGAGCUUAAAUACAGCGGAUCACAUGCCUAAGCUGGGUAGGGAAGGCGAAGUGCUGCUGCUGAGUCCACGUCGGAAAUGAAGAUUUGAACAAAACAAAUCUUUGGUUUUAAUUGAGGCUUGAGAAAGGUUCAGAUCUUCCCUGUAAAUGGCACUUGUAUUGACCAUUUCUGCUUACAGCAUUUAGUCAACCAAAGCUGUACAAAUGAAAUGAUUGUAUCAUACACGUACGGUACACACGAGGAGGAACAAAGUCGCAAUGCUGCCAGCUGAUCUGGACUUUUGAUCUUCAUCAGCUGUUUUUCUUGACCUGAUUCAAUUAAAGGCAAUAUAGAAGAAGAUUAGUGAGCUGUAUAUUUGUUGUUCAGUUUCAUUUUUUAUUUUUUAUUUUUUAUUUUAUUUUAUUUUACCAAGGUGUAGGAUUGUCAUUAGCAGAGUUACUCGAUCUAGCUGUUUAGUAGUAUGUUUAGCCUUUGAAUGUAUAUAUCCAUCUUGAUUUCAGUUUCUGUUCUGUGAUUUGAGCAUAUUGACGUGAAGAGGAAGAAGAAAGGAAUGUUGUUUUUUUUUUUUUUGAAAGAGAAAGGAAUGUUGUUCGUUU
Ipomoea nil (Japanese morning glory) is the source of this 9689-nucleotide messenger RNA. Its product is annotated as BEACH domain-containing protein C2-like. Bases 312 to 9173 code for a protein of 2953 amino acids. The transcript is spliced from 32 exons. The record is from RefSeq and is a predicted model, not a curated record. Lineage: Eukaryota; Viridiplantae; Streptophyta; Magnoliopsida; Solanales; Convolvulaceae. Gene Ontology annotation, molecular function: protein binding.